CGGCCACAGAUUCUGUAGAGAAUGCAUUUUACAUUCAAUGAGGGAUAGCCAUGGUGACUCACUUUGCCCUUUGGAUAGGACACCUUUGUCAGAAUCACAGUUUUACCCAGACAAAUUUGUGGAGCGCGAAAUUUUGGAAUCUGAAGUAUUAUGUCAAGCCAAGAAACAAUCUGGGUGUCUAUGGAAAGGUCCCCUUUCAACAUUAGAGGAUCACUUAAGUGGAUGCCAAUUUGUUGUUGUGAACUGUAAACACAACUGUGGCAAACAGCUACAAAGGAGAGACAUCCACCAACACAUGGAAGCUGAGUGCUUGUACAGGAAAACUCCAUGCGAACAUUGUGAGGAUCCAGUUUUAUGGAACGAAGUUGAGAAACAUUUUGAAAACUGCUCCAAGUAUCCUCAGCAAUGUGAAAAAUGUAAAGAGGAGGGCAUUAAAAGAGACAAGAUGAAAUUCCACUUGGAACACUAUUGCCCAAAAGUGAAGGUAGAAUGUCCCUUUAACCUUGUUGGAUGUGCAUUUGAGGGCUUACGAUCUGAUAUCGGAAAACACCUUGCUAAUGAGCAUUUCCAUGAAAUCAUGGAUUUAAUGAAAAUUGUAGUAAGCUAUCAAAUGGAAGUCACAAGAAAAGAUUCAAACCAAAUAGAAGUCAAAUCCAAGGGUGAAAAUGAAUCUCUUGUUGACAGAAAAGAAAAACAGAUUGAGCAGUUAGAAAGUGAGGUUGGUGCCCUCAAACAAACUGUUUGUGAGCUUUCCAGCCAAGUGAACUGUUUAGAGCUCCAGCAGAAGGAAAUGCAUAGCUUGGUGCUUAAACAGGAAAUCAAGUUACAUCAGGGAGAAGGGCAUUCAUGUGAUGGAAUGUACCUGUGGAAGAUAGAAAAUCUUGCCAAAUGUCACGAGGAUGCUGUCAGUGGAGCAAGUACAGUGAUGUACAGUCCGUGUUUUUACACUAGUCUAUAUGGGUACAAAUUGUGCUUGAGGAUUAACUUAAAUGGUUUGGAGAAUGGAGAUGGUACAUAUGUGGCUUUGUUUGUUCAUGUGAUGAGAGGUGAUUAUGAUGAGCACUUGGAAUGGCCAUUUUCAAAGGGUUUUAAGUUAUCUAUUAAGGAUCAGUCUGAUGAUGUGGAGUCCCGACACCAUAUCACAAAAAGAGCGGUGGCUGAGCCUGAACUGAGUGCAUUUCAGAAACCUGUUGCUCCAUUCAAUAAAAUUGGUUUCGGUUACCCAGACUUUGCACCAACUGAGAUUAUUAAUCAACCACAGUACACCAAGAAAAAUACUUUGUUGGUGAAGUUUAAGAUUACUGGUUAGCCUAGUCUGGUGCCUCUGUGACUAGCCUUGGAAAAUCAUGAACAUUUAAUCUCAUGAAGAAAGAUUCUGCAGGAACUGCAAUUCAUAUUGCUAUCAAAUAGUAGAAUGUAUAAUUUUCCGUACAAACUAAAAAUUUGAUCACUUAGAUUUUAAACACUGAGCUUGUUAUUGAUAGGUUUUACAAAACGUUUUUGAAGUGGCAAGUCACUUUAAAUAAUAUUUGUA
Molecule: messenger RNA, 1534 nt
Organism: Pocillopora verrucosa
Lineage: Eukaryota; Metazoa; Cnidaria; Anthozoa; Scleractinia; Pocilloporidae
Product: TNF receptor-associated factor 6
Biological process (GO): tumor necrosis factor-mediated signaling pathway; regulation of apoptotic process; lipopolysaccharide-mediated signaling pathway
Molecular function (GO): tumor necrosis factor receptor superfamily binding; ubiquitin protein ligase activity; zinc ion binding
Source: RefSeq, a predicted model, not a curated record